Molecule: messenger RNA, 6085 nt
Organism: Hippoglossus stenolepis (Pacific halibut)
Lineage: Eukaryota; Metazoa; Chordata; Actinopteri; Pleuronectiformes; Pleuronectidae
Gene: cep295
Product: centrosomal protein 295
Exons: 30
Coding region: 258-6026 (1922 amino acids)
Biological process (GO): regulation of centriole replication
Cellular component (GO): centrosome; cytosol; centriole
Source: RefSeq, a predicted model, not a curated record
GGGUAGGAACCAUCGGUUAUGUUUUGUUCUGCCCGGAAACGGUACGGCGGGCAGUUUAAACUACCGGAUGUGACGCGGAGGAGAAAACGGUUUUCGGCGUCGCUUCGGUUCAAAAUAAACAAAAGCUCGUGCGGUUCGUUUCUCUCCGGGACGCGAUGCUUUACAAACGUUCAGCUUCGUCAGAUGUUUCCUCCAUGUGGACGGAAACAUCUCCAUAGCUGCUGGGUGGGACAUGUCCGCGGGAGCAUUCAGAGAAGAUGAAGAGGAAACUGGUGAAACUGAGACCGAGCCCCAACGAGGAGGCUCGGAUCAUAAGAGAAGAACACGAGAGGAGGCGGAAGCUGCGGAUACAGCAGGUGCGGGAGCAGCAGCGACACAUCGCUCAGCAGAUCCGACAGGCGGUGGAGCAGAGGCGGCAGCGGGAGCUGGAGCUGCUGGGGGAGCAGCUGCGGCGGGACUGGGAGCGGCAGCAGCAGGAGAAGCUCCACGCGCUGCAGAGGCUGUACCAGGACAGUCUCCAGCUGCUGGGACAGGGACACAGGAGCGCGAAGGAAAAUGAACCCGACUUGGCAGCCAUUGCUCAGAGGGAGGAGGAAAAUCACGCCAAAGCAGAUCAGCGUUAUCGAGAAGCCCUGAAGGAGCUGAAAUCACAGAGACUCAAAGAACACGAGAGACAAAGCCAACUCGUCAGUUCCAGGAGGAAGGCACUGCAGACAGAAAAGGAGAGAUCAGCAAAGGUGGUCCGGCUCCCGCCGCCUCCCCCCAACCCCGUUCAGAACAUCGAUUAUAAGAAGCCACACGUAGUGAAGAAAUCUGAUGUGAGUGCCUUCGCUGCCACACAUUACAACAUGCCAGAGAGCACAGUGGACAGAGAGGAAGACACACAGCAGAUGAAUGCUCAUGAGGAAGCUGAGCUGGAGGUGAGGAGACAGCAGGAGCUGCAGAGGGAGGAAACGAGGAGGAGAGAGGAGCAGCUUGAGAAGGCUCGUCUCAGGGGGAGGCAGGCCCUGAAGAGGGAACAGCUCGUACAGGAUCGUGAGCGCUUGCUUGUUGAACUGGAGCACAUGCAGCAGACCGACCUGCUGAGGAGGAGACAGCAGGUGUCACAGAUGCCUCCUCAGAUCUUCCAGCCUCUCUACAAGAGACAGGAGACGAGGGACGACUUCCAGAGGGAGAUUGAGUUUGCCUUUGAGGACAUGUACACAGGAGAGAGGAGGGUCAAAGGUGACCUGGUGGUCCAGCUGGCUCCGGAGCCCCUCCCAGCUCUGUCCACAGGCAGCCAGGACCAAGAGCUGGACGUCACUCUGGAUGAAAUCACCUCACCGGGAACAGAAAACUCUUCACAUGAAGCUGAGCAAGAGGCUGAGCGCAAUGAGCAGGAAACAUCCGCUCAAGUGGGACCCUCCAAACCUGCUCCUCGGCGGGCGUUGAAGAAACUCCUGGAUCGUAUCAGAGGUCAGAGGAACCAGUGGACUGAACACAGCAGUCGUGUGUCUCCAGCUGAUUCACCGACUGUCAUGACGGAUCAGAUCCCGGAGCGCGACACCACCAUCGAGACCGGCUCCCUGACCAGCGAGGAGAAGAACCAGCCAGCUCCCAUCGAGCUCCUGCAGCCGGUUCUCUCACCACCAGAUAAAACAUCCACGAUUGUCAGCUCACUGGAGACGUCAGAGCCGUCACCUGCAGCAAAUACUCAACUUCCUGAUGAACUCGCAAACAGAAUCCAAGACUUUGGAGAAGAACGAAAGAAAAGGGAGGAGGAGCUUGAGCGGGAGAAGCAGCAGCAGGUGGUUUUGCUGCAGGAGCUUGAAAAGCAGAAGGUCAAACUGGAGCAGAUGCUGCUGGAGGCUCAGCAGGAGAGGGAACAUCUGAAAGCUGCUGCUGCUGGGACGCAGGAAGUGGAUUUGAACCAAUCAGACGUAACUGACCAGGAUCAGGAAGUGGCCUCGGUCCCCACUGGUCCAGCAACUGAGCUACACCUCUGCUUUCUGCAGCUGGAGCCCCCUGCAGGUGAAGAUGACCACCACCGGAGGAUCAGAGAAUAUCAACAACGGCUGCUGGAACAAAACAGAGUUCACCAGAGGUCCGUGGAAGUGGCUCGCCAGCGUCUGGAGGAAUACCAGCGAGCUCUGCGAAUUCGUUACAGCAUGACCUCCCCAUUGUUGCUGUCCGCUGUCGUACCUCCAGGUCACCCACCGCUGCACAGCACUCAGCCGCUGCAUCUUCCAACCCCUCGACCUCUAACCACAACUCCUGCAGUCCCAUCAUUCAUCCAUAAUAAACCACUAACCUCAGAAGUUCCCACUAGAGAGUCUGACAUUCUGGCUUCACCUCCACGUCUUCCUGGCUCCAGUUUGAGCUCUGGUUCCAAGCUGCUGCCUGAGGAAGUGGAAUCUCGCUCAAAUCGUUCAAGGAACCAAAGACCAGACGUGAGCUCCUGGCUCACCGACAACAUAAUGGAGAGAGUAACCGAGCACCUUCCACAGAGGGUGAGACCCUCCUCGCUCACCACAGAGCCUCCGCCUCACAAACUGUUCACAACACGUCCCUCAACCAACAUCCCACUCCAGCGAUCCUCUGAUCCCAUCCAGGCCACCAGCCCGAGCAUCUGGGAUGAUGCACCUCUGGUUCCAGGCCAUGCAGAGGUUCAGCCCGGGAUCCUGUUGAGCUCCAGAAGGGACGACAAGGGGAGGCAGAGGCGAGAGCUGCAGGAGUUCCAGAGGCGUGUGCAGGAGCAGAGGGAGGCAGUAGACCUGCAGCAAGAAGAGGAGAGGCGGAGGGGAGAGCUGCAGGAGGUGCAGAGACACAUGCAGGAGCAGAGACGGGAAGUAGAGCUGCAGGAGUUCCAGAGACGUGUUCAGCAGCAGAGGGAGGCAGUAGAGCUGCAGCAAGAAGAGGAGGAGAGGCAGAGGGGAGAGCUGCAGGAGGUGCAGAGACGAAUGCAGGAGCAGAGGGAGGCGGUAGAGCUGCAGCAGGAAGAGGAGAGGCGGAGGCGGGAAGAUGAGAUGGAGCAGAUGAGGCGGCAGAAGGAGACGUUAAAGGCUUUGAUUCAAACUGAUGCACAACCAGUUCCAGACGCUCCCAGUGAAGAGCUGGUUUCAGAGAACACGGGUCAGACUCGCCUCAGAUUACUUGCGUUCCUGCUGAGAGCGAUCGAGGAGUCUAACGGAGGAACGUUAUCACGCCUCCAAGACCCUGACAACAGGGAGGCUUCCCCUCACCUACCACCGUGUGGCAGUGAUCCCAUCGCUCAGACCAGUGCUCCUGCUCCAGCGUCCGUCCUCCUGCCAGAACUCCUCCCCCCUCCUGUCCGAGCAGCGAAGCCCCCAGUGACCCGCAUCCGACUGGGAAUCAUGGAGGCGACUGAACAACACGAGCUCAGUGCGAUUCAAGAGGUGGAGACGUCCGUCAAUAACGGCAAAAUCACAGGCCCAGAGAAGAACCUGAACGUACCAUCACACGCUGUAAACUGGGAUCCGCAGGAGGAAUCAGAUUUGUCUGUCUCAUCUGACAGAACUCUGGACACGCCCUCUGUGUCCAGCAGCGGGAAACGGACGGUUGACAGCUCGAGCAGCUUCGGGACGAACUCGGAGACGUCCCAGCAUCACAUCUGGAGAGAGAGACUGCUGACGGGAGCAGUAACAUCUUCAGACUCUGAUUCUGUCCUGAGAAUGAUCUCGCCUCCUUCGUCUGACUCUGGGAGAGGAGCCGACUUCUCUGGUCCGGCAGCCACAAGCCACAGAUCCUUCACCGAGUCUCCCCUCAGGCCUCCUGAUCCUGACUGCCUCUCCUCCACCAGCAUCUCCACCGGCAGCUACAUCACCACCGAUCCUGAGCAAAACGUAAACACUGACAAAUCCCCACCUGUCGCACUCUGUGAGGAACAUGGAGCUGAUGUUCUCGACGUCUCCUCUCCGACCGGUCAAUUCUCCUUCAUUAAGGACACGUCAGCUGCACGUCGUCAUGGUGCCGCUGUUCAAACUCUGUUUAACGACGGCAGCAUUCAGCGCAUUAUCGACCGAUACACGAGGGAGCUCGACUUCUCCCUCAGCUCCGCUGGGAGAGCGACAGACAGUGAAGCCUCGUAUGUGGACGAGCCCGGAUCUCUGGUUGGAGCCUCGGAGACGCGAGCAGAGGGCGAAGGUCGUCAGACUCGUCCCUCGGGGACUCGGACACAACGUGACCUGGAUCGAGACUUCACUGUCCAUCCAAUCCAGGAUCACUUCCCAGGUGACACCUCAUCACAGGCUGAGGACUCGUUCAGGCCUCUGAUUGGCCAGCUGGCAGAGCAGUCCUCCUGCCUCGCUGCGGACCAGAGGGACUCGGCCAUGGAGCGACUGGUCGGUCAACCGUCGGCUCACUCGUCCAUGAUCGGUCAGCUUCCAGUGAGCGUGGGUCAAGGUGGAUGGGAUUCCACUGUGAGUCGGAUGAUUGGUCGACUCUCCCAUCGGUCCAGCUCUAAUGGUCAGAGCGGCUGGCAGGACGCGAGUCAGCUGAUGGGGCCGAUGGUGGCGGAGCAGUCGACCACGUGGUUGGAUGAAGUUCAGGAGGAAAGCCAGAUGAGGCCGCUGGUUGGGGAGCCGGAUACCGAUCAGCACAGUGGAGUGUCAGGUGAACGGACCCACAUGGAUCCUAGUGUCCCAGCGGAGGCCAGUGUCCCGUCACACCCAGUGUCUCCUCCUGAAGCGUCGUCACACCGUGCCACUGUCCCGGCUGCGAGUCCACAUCCACAGGACCAGAUGCCACAGAACCAAACCAGUCCAAUGGACCUGGACCCCGAAAGGACAGACGGUGAGAAAACGGUGAAUUCAAGUGACCAGAGACCUUAUGUUUUUCCAGGCUCCGACUCUUUCCAGCCGCUGCUGGCUGAGGUCACCCACAACGACACAGCCGACCCCUCCAUGACCUUUCACCUGCUCGCACACAAAGGGCCGUCCUCACCUGAGCUGACCAGUGAGGAGCGCAGUGUUUCCUCCCGUCCUGAAGGGUCUGACACUCGCAGUGAUUCCUCUGUCGAGUCCGACCCGUCGCCUGAACGCCUUCGCUCAGAGAAUCCUGCCUCACACGAACUCCUCCAGGACCGAACCCAGGAAUCUGCCCUCGUGCUGGAAGACACCAUGAGUGCAGACGUGGAGCUGACGGCUCUGAGUCUGUCAAAUUUAACCAUGCGUGAUGAAGCACCUGCUGCAGACACAUCGCAGCCAGCAGGAGGCGCUGCAGGAGGGAGCUGCUCUACUGAAAGGUUUCGGGAUUCAGUUCAAUUCAGUGACGUUGGUGAAGAAAUGACUUCUGAGCCGGGCUCCAACCUGAGGAAGGAUAUUCCCCUCUUCCAUAAGAUCAUGGAAGCGGCCUGUGAGAAGGGGAUCCUGGAGCAGUCGGAGAUAACACUGGUGAGUCUGACAGACGAAGACACGACCAUCACUGAGGAAGAGGAGGUUUGUGAAGAGAACAGUCCAGAUGAGGAAGGACAGAACAGCAAAGAGACAGAGGGGGAAGAAUCCACGUUGUUACCGGAGGACGGAGCUCAAACUCAUCCAGUGAUGGUCCUGGACGCUCACUGGGAUCUGAGCAGACGCCUGCAGGACGUGAACGAGCAGAAGCGCAGGGCUCUGAUCCAGAGAUCCUCUCGCAGGGUGGAAGGCAUCAAGGCCAAAGUGGCUCUGAACAAGAAUCGAGCUGAAUCUGAAGCCAGAGAAGAGGAAUCCGAACUUCGACUUCAAACUGACGAGUCAAAGGACGGAGAGAGUGAAACGUCUGCUUUCAUCCAGCAGAGAAAGGGUCAGCCUCCACCUCCAGCGAGCGCCUCCGUGCUGAAAGAGGUGAAGAUCUACGGCCCAGAGCAAAGGAAGCGGGACGUUAGUGAGAUGUACCAGAGAACUCAGAGACUGUUCCAUCAGCUGGAGGAGGUGAAGCAGCAGAAAACCAUCCGGAGCCGACAGGAAGCUUCCGCACAAAACCGACUGAAGGCCAAAGAAUUCCACAAGAAAACUUUAGAGAAGCUUCGAGCCAAGCAGACGCAGCAGUGACUCCAUGUGACAGUUCUAGUUUUGUAAAGUUUUAUAAUAAAGUAUUUAAGUUAUUUAAA